Molecule: messenger RNA, 747 nt
Organism: Alternaria ventricosa
Lineage: Eukaryota; Fungi; Ascomycota; Dothideomycetes; Pleosporales; Pleosporaceae
Exons: 2
Coding region: 1-747 (248 amino acids)
Biological process (GO): carotene catabolic process
Molecular function (GO): carotenoid dioxygenase activity
Source: RefSeq, a predicted model, not a curated record
AUGUUCAUCGCAUCCUACCAAGUCCCCAGCUUCUACUUCUUCCACACAGCCAACGCCUACGACUACGUCGAUCCCAAAACGGGGCACACGAACGUCCAUGUCGACAUCGCGAGCUACAAGGCCGAACACUACCCGUACCACGAGUACGCGAUUUCGAACGUCAUCAACCCGCUCAAACCCUACCAGACGGGCCGCCUCGUCCGCUACGAACUCUCCGCCGUCAACACGCGUGAUCCCGCCGUCGUCGCUCGCGGCACCGUCAAAGCCGCUAUUCCAGACAUGAUGGCGGAACUACCUCGUAUCUCCAAAGCCGCAUCCAUGGACCCAAACUACCGCUUCGUCUACGGCGUAUCAGGGAACGGUAUUUCCGCUCCAGGCACAGAUGUUCCCAUCGGGCGUCUCGGCAACGGCGUCGAUAUGCCACAUGCGUCGUUCUAUGGCCACCUCUUCAAAUCGGAUUGGCGAACUGGGACGUUCAAAGCGUGGGUCCCGCAGAAUGGAGAGAGCUGUCCAACGGAGCCAAUUUUCAUCCAGAGGCCUGGUGCGACGGAGGAGGAUGAUGGUAUUGUGAUUACGAUUACGAUCAAUAAGGAGGGGACGAAUAGUAUUCUUGUGGGCCUUGAUGGGAGGACGUUUGAGGAGGUGGCGAGGGCGGAUAUGCCGCAGGUCUAUUCGUUGGGGCCGCAUGGGUCGUUUGUUGAGGGAGACUUUGGAGUUGUGAGCCGUAUGGGGAGGGAGGGAGAGUAA